This is a messenger RNA of Alternaria arborescens, 2208 nucleotides long. RefSeq lists its product as hypothetical. Gene Ontology annotation, biological process: peptidyl-serine phosphorylation; peptidyl-threonine phosphorylation. Bases 1 to 2208 code for a protein of 735 amino acids. Gene Ontology annotation, molecular function: protein serine/threonine kinase activity; ATP binding. Lineage: Eukaryota; Fungi; Ascomycota; Dothideomycetes; Pleosporales; Pleosporaceae. The record is from RefSeq and is a predicted model, not a curated record. The transcript has 4 exons.
AUGUCGCCGAGCAUGCGAAGACGCCAGUCUCCAGAGACUACCCAGGAUGUCCGGCACAAGAUACGCGACAGUUUUCAUCGUCACAUUACGCGUCCCAAGGACAAAGAGUACGCUAACUACAUCGGUUUCGAACGUAUCAAACUCACUUGGGCAGACCUUGAAACGAUCGAACAAGCUCUUCCUUCGAUCGAUAAGAGCCAAGCGAUUCUUAUACAGCAAAAUCUCCUAAGGUUCCUUUCUAUUCUCAUAUAUCUCAACGCCGCAGAUUGCCUCGAUAACUUCCAUGACCGCUUCUUUGACCAGGGCGGAAGGCCUUUGUAUUCAGAUGAGGUUCUUCCUCUUCCCGCCGAAAGCAUACCAAACAUCGGGGAUAACUUGCUCAAAGACAAGUUCUUCGAGGAUCAGCACAUCUUCACGCCAGUGAUAAUUGAUACGACUGAGGAUUUCAUGCAGAUAGAACCCAUGCGCCGCUUACCUUUUGAGAGCGAGACUGAUCAUCCGACCAAAGGCGCCUAUGGCGAGGUUAACAAGGUCACGAUAUCAGCGUAUUGUUUCAAAACCAGAAAAGGGGGCAUUGCUUCUGAGUCAAGAGACGUUGCUUGCAAGCGCUUCCCAUCUGUCUACGACGCGGAGCAAGAAGCGGAGACACUGAAGAUCUUGAAAAACAGCACCACAAAACAUGAUCACAUCUGCUUUCACUUCGCCGUUCUGCGGCAUAGAAAGGAGCAUAUAAUUUUGUUUCCAUGGGCGGAUAAAUACGAUCUGAACCUCUUUCUCGAUGAAGGAACGGGCACUUACAAGUUUGAAGACGUGUUCAGUCGUGUUUCACCUGGGUCUGCUCUGUCUGCCAUGUGUACGCAAAUGGCAGAAAUUGCAUCUGCACUGGACUGGCUCCAUGAAAACAUUCAGGUCAAACGAAAGCACGUUCUGCUUGCGCAUCUGGACUUGAAACCAGACAACAUUCUCAUCGAUACUAACACGAAUUCGAUCGUAGGAAAGUGGCUUUUGACUGAUUUCGGCAUCUCUGCCUUCCAGGAAAGGGAUAAAGGAGGCCAUUCGAAAGUCUUCUCUAUCAGAGACUACGUAGACGCGAAAUGGACGAUGAGAGUGGAUCCGCCCCGUGGAUUUGGGACCUAUCAGCCUCCGGAGGUCAACCGUCUGGAGCCAGUGUCUGCAGGAAGAAUUAACCAAACACUAGACCGCCACGUUGGUCGCAGCGGCGAUAUCUGGUCCUUUGGGUGCAUCUUCGCCGAAGUUCUUGCUUUCUCUAUGGGCGGCCGUGGAGCUGUGAACAGCUUCAAGAAAGCACGUAUAAGCGGCACAGACAAAGGGAACGACUUUUUUUGGUCGCACGAUGGAAAGAAAUACGAACCUCGAAGAAGUAUGCUGGCUUGGCUGUCGAAGUUACAAGAUAUGUAUCCGGAUGCAUAUUCUACAGGAAACAGUGUCAAUAGUUCGGUUUUGGCCAUCAAGUUUAUCCUCAAAGCGAAGAGCCAAGAUCGACCAAGCGCGUUGAAGGUUCGCGACAAAAUUUCUGAUCUUGUAGGUUUGGCGGAGGAGGAGGAAAAGGAACGAGAAACUCGAAUGGCACGGACGACAACCAUGCCCGGACGGAAAGAAAGCCCUACCCAGCAACGUCUCGACAACCAGAGUAGUGCGGUCAUAGACUUGCUCCCUCGCUUCGAGUUCGAGCGCGAAGAGACCCAUCCAGAGAUAGCGCCGACGACGACAGUCACAAAAAUCGAAGAGCAUAACCAGACCUCCUCAGGUAGCGGACAACCAGCCAUCAACCACAAGUUUGUCACGCCGCAGAGCAUACUUGAUUUCGGUCAGAAGUUACGAUCAGUUGGUCCACCCAGAAGCAGCGAUGCUGUCCUCAAGUCUAACCCAGUCAACGUUGAGACAUCGUCCAAGGUCUGCGUUUUCGGGGGAUUCUCAAUGCUUUUCACAAAGCCCGGAAGGUGGAGAAACAACAUUGACAUCAAGGAGCGACGAAUCAACCAAACCAGCGGCGAGACAGAGAUCAUGCCGAAGGGUGAGAAGAACCAGCUCAAAAUCAACUUGAAAAUUGCACCGAACGCCGUCACUGAUAUGAAAGUGGCUUUAUUCUCAGACAGUAACGAGGUUGUCAUCCUUGUUCUUCAAAGAGAUGGAGGGUUGUUCUUUGUGCCGAUAAUCGAGCGGCUUGAUUCCGCUGGUAUUGUCUAA